Messenger RNA from Orycteropus afer afer, 675 nucleotides. RefSeq names its product H1.5 linker histone, cluster member (gene H1-5). Gene Ontology annotation, biological process: nucleosome assembly. Lineage: Eukaryota; Metazoa; Chordata; Mammalia; Tubulidentata; Orycteropodidae. The record is from RefSeq and is a predicted model, not a curated record. The coding region runs from base 1 to 675 and encodes 224 amino acids. Gene Ontology annotation, cellular component: nucleosome. Gene Ontology annotation, molecular function: DNA binding; structural constituent of chromatin. The transcript has a single exon.
AUGUCCGAAACGGCUCCUGCUGAGACCGCAGCUCCGGCACCUGUGGAGAAGUCUCCUGCCAAAAAGAAAGCAGCCAAGAAGUCGGCUGGUGGUGCCGCGAAGCGCAAGGCGGCGGGUCCUCCUGUUUCCGAGCUGAUCACUAAGGCUGUGGCCGCUUCCAAAGAGCGCAAUGGCUUGUCUUUGGCUGCGCUUAAAAAGGCGUUAGCAGCUGGUGGCUACGAUGUGGAGAAGAACAACAGCCGCAUCAAGCUAGGCCUGAAAAGCCUAGUGAGCAAGGGCACCUUGGUGCAGACAAAAGGCACCGGCGCCUCGGGUUCCUUCAAGCUCAACAAGAAGGCAGCCUCUGGGGAACCAAAACCCAAAGCCAAGAAGGCUGGCACUGCCAAGGCUAAAAAGCCCGCCGGAGCUACUCCUAAGAAACCCAAAAAGACAGGAGCCAAGAAGGCAGUGAAAAAGACGCCGAAGAAAACGAAGAAGCCUGCUGCGGCGGGUGUUAAAAAGGUGGCCAAGAGCCCUAAGAAGGCCAAGUCUUCCACCAAACCGAAAAAGGCGGCCAAGAGUUCUACUAAGCCGAAGGCUGUUAAGCCUAAAGCAGCCAAACCCAAGGCCAGUAAGCCUAAGGCAGCGAAGCCUAAGCCUGCAAAGGCAAAGAAGGCAACUCCUAAGAAGAAAUAG